Molecule: messenger RNA, 1480 nt
Organism: Lucilia cuprina (Australian sheep blowfly)
Lineage: Eukaryota; Metazoa; Arthropoda; Insecta; Diptera; Calliphoridae
Gene: eIF4A
Product: eukaryotic initiation factor 4A
Exons: 5
Coding region: 131-1339 (402 amino acids)
Molecular function (GO): ATP binding; RNA binding; RNA helicase activity
Source: RefSeq, a predicted model, not a curated record
GCUGCAGUUGCUGUGUUAGCAAGAAGAAAUUCAGCAAGUCAGAAAUUCAGCCAGAAGACAGAGCCCUUUCGCUUGCUUUUAUAAAUCAGAAUCAGCACGUGUAAAAAAAGUGCCAAAUUAUUUUCAGAAAAUGGAUGAUCGAAGUGAUGUACAUGAAGGACCCGCCGGUAUGGAACCCGAAGGUGUUAUUGAAUCAACCUGGCACGAAGUUUACGAUAACUUCGAUGACAUGAAUUUGCGCGAGGAACUUUUGCGUGGCAUUUAUGGUUAUGGUUUCGAGAAACCUUCAGCUAUCCAGCAACGCGCUAUCAUUCCUUGUGUGAGAGGCAGAGACGUCAUUGCUCAAGCUCAGUCCGGUACUGGUAAAACUGCAACCUUCUCGAUUGCCAUUCUUCAACAAAUCGAUACGUCCAUUCGUGACUGUCAAGCCUUGAUUUUGGCACCAACUCGUGAGUUGGCUACUCAAAUUCAACGUGUUGUCAUGGCACUUGGCGAGUAUAUGAAAGUUCAUUCCCACGCCUGCAUUGGCGGAACAAAUGUCCGUGAGGAUGCCCGCAACUUGGAAGCUGGUUGUCACGUCGUUGUCGGCACACCCGGUCGUGUGUUCGAUAUGAUCAACCGUAAGGUUCUUCGCACGAGUAACAUUAAAUUGUUCGUUUUGGACGAAGCCGAUGAAAUGUUGUCUCGUGGUUUCAAGGACCAGAUCCAAGAUGUUUUCAAGAUGCUUCCUACCGAUGUUCAGGUCAUUCUUCUCUCGGCCACCAUGCCACCAGAUGUAUUGGAAGUGAGUCGUUGUUUCAUGCGUGACCCCGUUAGCAUUUUAGUUAAGAAGGAAGAACUUACCUUGGAAGGUAUUAAGCAAUUCUACAUCAAUGUCAAACAAGAGAACUGGAAACUUGGUACCUUGUGUGAUUUGUAUGACACAUUAUCCAUUACUCAGUCAGUAAUCUUCUGCAACACCAGACGUAAGGUCGACCAGUUGACUGAAGAGAUGACCAACCACAACUUCACCGUUUCAGCUAUGCACGGUGAUAUGGAACAACGUGAUCGUGAAUUGAUCAUGAAACAAUUCCGUUCCGGCUCUUCUCGUGUUCUUAUUACAACCGAUUUACUGGCCCGUGGUAUUGAUGUCCAGCAAGUGUCAUUGGUUAUCAAUUAUGACUUGCCUUCAAAUAGAGAAAAUUACAUUCAUAGAAUUGGUCGUGGUGGUCGUUUCGGUCGUAAGGGUGUUGCUAUCAACUUUAUUACUGAAGAGGAUCGUAGAAUCCUUAAGGAUAUUGAACAAUUCUAUCACACUACUAUUGAGGAAAUGCCCGCUAAUAUUGCUGAUUUAAUUUAAACAUAUUUAUUUUACUUUUUUUCUUUGUUUGUCCAUUCGCACGUCAUCAGCAGAAACUGCAGCAGCAACAACAACAACCAACAGCAAAACAACAACUACUAAAUUAAUUUCAAAAUAAAAUACAUAAAAUAACAAGUAAAA